AUGCGCUACGACGUGCUCGAGGCCCGCGUGAUCGGCGUCGCCCGCCGUGAGCUCGGCCCGGCCUUUGCCGAGGCCCUUCGCAUCGCCGGCGCCCAAAAGGCCCUCAUUGUCUGCGGCGCCGAGGAGCUCGACGAGGUCUCGUGCGCCGGCAAGACCUACUGCUGGCUCGUUCUCGGCAGCAGCCCCGACCCCAAGGACAUAACCAUCGAGCACUUCACCGUCGAGCCCGCCGACUUUGGCCUCGAGGCACACGCCCUCUCCACCGUCUCGUCCGGCAAGGAACCUAGCGAAAACGCCGAAAUCCUUCACAAGAUCCUUCACAACGAGCUGCCCGACGAUCACCCCCUCCUCCACUUUGUCCUCAUGAACACUGCCGCCCUCUUCGUCAUCUCUGGCAUCUGCGAGGCCGACCAGAGCGCUAUGGGCCCCGGCGAUGAUGGCGCCGUAAUCGCCGAACGAGGUCCCGGAGGUCAGCGCUGGAAGGAAGGUGUGAGGCGUGCCCGCUGGGCGCUCAAGAGCGGCGAGGCUUGGAAGCAGUGGGAAGGUUUCGUCGAGAUCACCAACGAAUUGGCAGCGUGA
Messenger RNA from Parascedosporium putredinis, 579 nucleotides. Lineage: Eukaryota; Fungi; Ascomycota; Sordariomycetes; Microascales; Microascaceae. The record is from the annotation of a GenBank genome assembly.